Molecule: messenger RNA, 2088 nt
Organism: Colletotrichum abscissum
Lineage: Eukaryota; Fungi; Ascomycota; Sordariomycetes; Glomerellales; Glomerellaceae
Exons: 2
Coding region: 1-2088 (695 amino acids)
Biological process (GO): regulation of DNA-templated transcription
Molecular function (GO): DNA-binding transcription factor activity, RNA polymerase II-specific; zinc ion binding
Source: RefSeq, a predicted model, not a curated record
AUGGCAUCUCUACCCCCCAACCACAUUCGAGAGGACUUCAUGAGAUCAACAGCUGCAGUCAACAUGGCCGUCGCAUCUUCUGCGAAGGCCAAGUCGGCCUGCAAAGCCAACACCACCAACAGCAACAAUGCCAGCUCCAAGGCAAAGUCACAAAUGCACCGCCGUUCAAGGACAGGAUGCUACACCUGCAGACUGCGCCGCAAGAAGUGCGACGAGGGCUCGCCAAUGUGCUCCGCUUGCAAACAUCUUGGUUUGACAUGCGAAUACAAGCGCCCAAUGUGGUGGAGCAACAACGAUGCCCGCCGCAAGCACAAGGACGACAUCAAGAUGAUUAUCAAGCGCAAGAAGCUCUCAGAGAAGGCGUCGCACACGAUCCAGACUUCCGUCGGCUCUCCUCCCGGCCUGUCGCACUCUUUGCCCACCUCUGCCACCUUUUCCGACCCUCUGGACCGCACUCGCUCCGCCUCCAUUGACUCGCACUUCUCCCAGGCUUUCAACUUCAACAGCCCGCCAACUGUCGGUGCCGAUUAUGCUGCCUACAACCCCCAGAUGCACCCCGACUUCAUGUUCAGUGGCUUCCCCUCGCCUUACGAGAUUGAUGUCAAGACUGAGCGCCAGGUCUACAUGAACGAUGUGCCCACUCUAAGGGAGUCGACCAUUUCCACUUUCAGCACCUACCACACUCCCCCACCCCCGGGAACCAUCCUGCCUUCCUCCGUGCCCCUCGACGGCGAGUGGACCGAGCAGAUCUACUCUGAGCGCAAGGAGUCCCUUAGCGAGGAGGCCCUCAACGUCAACUUCUUCGACUUCUCUCAUGGCCCGGCCAUGUCCAACCGCCAGGUCGCAGUUGAGCUUGACGAGAACGAUCAGCGCCUGCUGGACCACUUUAUCCAAUUCGUCCUGCCCACCAUCUUUCCCAUUCUCGACUCCAACCAACAUGGCUCAGUCGGUUCCGAUCUGAUCUUGCCGGCUCUGCAGAGCAACAAGGGUUACCUGCACUGCUGUCUUAGCAUCGCCGCCCAGCACUACAAGGCGACCAUGAACGUUCCCGGAGAGGAGAUUGAUCAGGACAUCAUGCGCCAUCGGUACGCCACCAUCUCGUCUCUUUGCGACGCUUUGAACAAGGACGAGAACCAUCAGGAGAUUCUCGAGGCUGCUUUGGGUCUCAUCUUCUUCCAGUGUGUCGUCGGUCGCUUCGACGACGCACUGCCCGACAUCCCCUGGCACCAGCACUUCCAAGCUGCCAUCAGCUUGGUCCAGAAGCUUGACCUACCCCGCCUGGUUUCGGAUCCCCAUGAGCAGAUAACCCAAACUCCCUUCAACAUGACUUUGACCUCUUGGAUUGACAUUCUUGGCGCCACCAUGCAGGGACAAGCUCCUACCUUUGCCCACACCUACCGCGAGAAGCACCUGUCAAACAACCCUAGCCUGGGUCUUCGCGAGCUCAUGGGAUGCGAUGACCGUGUCAUGUACCUCAUUUCUGAGAUCGCCUGCCUCGAGGCUCUCAAGGGAAGCGGCAUGGACGACAUUACUCUUUGCCAGCACGUCCACGCUCUUGGCGACCAGAUCAACCUCACCGAGAUUGGCGAGCCUGGUCCCAAGAUGCCUUACAAUAACAACGGAAGCCUUUCCCCUAAGCAGCUUUCCAAGAACAUGACAGCCGCGUUCCGCCUUGCCGCUCGCAUCUAUCUUUGCAGCUUGGUACCCGGCUUCAAUCCCGCGCAGGCUUCCUGUGUCGGCUUGGUUGAGAAGCUUGCCAACGUUCUCCAGCUUAUCCCCUCGGGACCUGGAGGCUUUGACCGCAGUCUCGUCUGGGUCUACCUCGUGGGCGGCUCUGUCAGCUUGCCUGGCAGCUCUUUCCGCGCUCUCUUUGAGGACCGCGUUGCCCAGCUUGGCGAUGUCUCUGACUGCGGCUCCUUCGGCCGCGUCGCCUCGCUCCUCAAUGAAGUCUGGAUGCAGACAGGCAACAUCAAGAGCAGUGACAGCUGCGCCGGCAGCCCUGGUUCCACGCAAGGAGCUGAGGCGGUAGCAUACAUCCACUGGAGGGAUGUCAUGCAGAUGAAGGGCUGGGACUUCUUGCUCAUCUAG